Molecule: messenger RNA, 5973 nt
Organism: Dreissena polymorpha
Lineage: Eukaryota; Metazoa; Mollusca; Bivalvia; Myida; Dreissenidae
Product: protein FAM135A-like
Exons: 21
Coding region: 172-4116 (1314 amino acids)
Source: RefSeq, a predicted model, not a curated record
AGUUUUAUAAUGAGACCCUAUGUGAAAUGGAAUUAGUGUAAUAUAACCUCAAAACAAACCGUGAGUGAUAUUUAGUGAAAUAAAAAUAUCCUUUGCCUUGGAAGUCAUGUAGAAUAAUUGAUUGAUAAAAAGCCUCUUGUUGACUGGGAGGGGCACAGUGCACGUGCAAGCAUGACGGAGCUACAAGCCACCCUGGAGUUUUCUGUGGAACUCAACAAGUUCUACAAUGUAGACCUCUUCCAGCGCGGGUAUUAUCAGAUACGCACAGCCCUUCAAACACCACCGAAAGUACCAUCGAAGAUAGAAAUAACUCUUCAGAAAUCACAAGAUAUUGGUUAUAAUAAAGCGCGACCCUACUUCAAAGAUGAGGACAAUGAGAUCCCUGCUCACGUGAUCAGCGAAUGGGCUGUGAGUCGCACAUUCCAGAUCCUGUAUCGCAACGAGGAUGUUGCCAUCAAUGACGUCAUCUUGUACAGAUUCCAUACGCUUGUCAAUAGCACAAAGUUGCUUGAAGAGCUUUCCAAGCUGGAGAUUAUGCUCAAUGUGGAACUGUGGUUCUCCGAGGAACACUGCUCGGCGGAGACCAUACAAGGCAAGGUGGAGUGUGUGAGUCAGCGGACAUUGAACCUGCACUUCAGCCCCACCAAGGGGCUGCACCACCACGCGCCACUGCUCUUUGACUACUUUCACCUCUGCUGUGUGGAGAUCACCGUCCAUGGCACGCUGAUUGCCAUACACCAGCCUUUCCUAAGCGUACCAAAGCAGCCCCGCUCUGCGUGGUCAAGCCGCAAUCCAGAGCUGUCUACGCUGGAAACUGUGUAUUUUGGGGAUAGGCCAAUAUCUGCCGAUCCGGACCAGUGUUCACCGGUGAAUCUGCAUUCAGCCUGGUCAAUGCACCAUCAUAUAUGUAACCUACUGCUGUCAGCAUAUGAGAGUCUUCAAACCACCUUUGAGUUCUACCUCAAGGAUAUCUGCAGAUCUCAGUUCCAGCUUGAGCACAUCAACUGUCACCACAAGCUGGCACGUAUCAUGGACGGCAUCCAGGAGUUCGACAAUGAGGAGGAGCUGAUCCAGACGGGGACAAGGGACAUCACACAGCUGUGUGCAGCCAACGUGAUCCUCUGGACCCAGUUCCUGGAGACGGCCACCCUCGACCAGGGCAUCAUCUUUCAUCUGGCCAAGGAGCAUCACACCACACGAGUGAAGAGAAUGGCUGAAGGCUUUUUCACACAUGAGUACCAGAAAAAUGAAUGCCUGGCUUGUUACGAACCAAGUUUCCACGGACACACUGACCUGGCCGCCAUGGUGCGCAGUUCCAUGUACCUGCAGACGUUACCUCCUCUUGAUCUCGAGUGCCUGGACCUGGAUGGCGACUUCAACACGUUACCAGUCAUAUUCGAGGACAUCUACGAUGACCACCCUAUUGGGACAGACGCAACAGAUGGCAAGAGUUCAAGGUCCCAGUCGCUCUCUCCCAGUUUCGCUCAAAUGACUACGCCAGAUGCCCGCCAGAAGUCCAGGCGUAAAAAUAUCAUCAAGAACAUCCAACCACACACAUUCAAGCGUCCGUCCUCCUUCAAUCUCCAAGACGCAGAGAAUGCAAACGCUAAUGUAAAGAAAGACGUGACACUUGUGGGCUACAAGAAAACCUUUGCCUCUCCUAACGUCCAUAGUAAAGUGAUAGAGAAUUCGCUGGAGCUUGGAACAUUUAGCCCUUCAACUGCUAGCAGUAGUCCUUUGACUGCCAACAGCUCUGCCCCCAGACAGGGUCAGAUCAUGUCUAAUUCAGUGUCAUUGCCGUUGUUAGAACGGGACUGGAGUCGUGGUAGUGAAGGGACCUUACCCGAAUAUAUGCAGGUGGCGAGGCGGUCGUUACGUGCCAAGAAAAAGGACAAAGGUAAAAAGUCCAUUAUAACUGUCGAUUUUGGCGGCUCAGAUUCAAAUGUAAGUGUGGAAGGUGCUGCGCCUGCGUCCGCAGAAUUGCCAAGGAGAUUAAAAAGAGCCUACACUGACCCAGUUAGGCAUUCUUUGAAUCGUCCCCACAGUGAAAAUAUCACAGCCAGCGAUAUAAACGCGAAAAUGCACAAUUUAAGGAUACACGAUCUGCGAAGCAGUACGCCAAAGCAGUCAGACGUAUCGAGCAGCGAAGACAGUGGGUUUGUGGGGGACCAGAGUGUAAAGAGUGGAAUCAUGAGGGAUGGGGGAGCCAAUAACGAUGACAGUGAUACCGAGACUGAUGAUUCUGUUAAGAAGCACUUGGAUUUUCAGGAUGACCUACAUAGAAACUUAUCAAAUUUUCUGACAACAACUCUGGAUGACAAGGAUCUCCAUGACAGUGACAGGAGUGAUGAUGAAACUUGUGUGCAAAAUGGCUAUGAUGUAUGUAUGGAUGGUGGGAAUGAGCAGAAUCACGCAAAAAGUGAAAGCGGGGAAAAUUCACUGAAAAAUAGUGUAAUUUUGGAGAAAAAUGAUAGUUGCAAUGACACAAAGCUUGAUCGGGAGUCUAAGCAAGGGUUAACAGUAAGAGAUAUACUUAAAAAGAAUGCAAUGCUAUUGACUAGUCCAGGGUUAAAGUCCCCGAGCGUAGACUCUAGUAGAUAUCACUCAGUUCGAGAAAGUGCCAAUAUAACUGUUAUCAAUUGUGGUGCUGAAAACAGACGAGUUAAUAGCGUACCCAGAGACAGCAUGACGUCGCUAGAUAGUGGUAUAAGUCAGACAGGCACUCUGUCAAUAUCCACAAUAUCAUCAAAGGGGUCCACUGGAAUACAGGACUCCCAGUCAACGCUGUAUUCUAAGGACACUGCAAGUAUCGAUGGACAUUCAGAUAAAGAGUUGGACAGAGAUGAAGUCACUGUUAUUGAACUCCUGAAAGAAGAGUACACACGCAGCUCUGUUCUGCCUUCUGAGUUUAAUCAGAGUGUCACAGACUUCAGCGAAUCUGGGGUGUCUGUUUCUGUAAUUUCCGUCCGAAAUAACCAAAAAGCGUCUAGUGAUUCCAAUUUACCGCAGUCAAUUGAACAUUUACAGGUAUCACAAGGUAGCCUGGACAAUAAGAAAUCUUCAGAGGUCAUGACGUCAUCUGCAUCGUUCCCAGACAUGUCACGCUUGGCUGAAUCACCAAAGAAAGACCAUCCGAAACUGGUGGAAAAAGUGCAACGAAAAACUAUUAAUUUCAUCGAAAUGAGGGAAAAUCUCAAAAGCAGGAUGAAAUAUCAGGGAAACUUGUACAGUGAAAAGCCAACAUUGGCUUCACAGAUUCCUUACUUUCACGUCCCAAACUCGACGGAUGAUGAAGACCAAAAAGGCUGUCAUCUUGUGGUCUGUGUGCAUGGACUAGAUGGUAACAGCGCAGAUCUUCGUCUUGUGAAGACAUACAUGGAGAUGUCACUGCCUGGUUACCGGCUCGAGUUCCUUAUGUCAGAGAGGAACCAGUCAGACACAUUCGCAGAUUUUGAUGUGAUGACAAAGCGACUUGUUGCAGAGGUUGUUAUUCACAUCGACAUGUACUCGCUGAAAGUUGCUCGUAUAAGUUUCAUCGGUCACUCUCUGGGCACUAUCAUCAUCAGGUCGGCGCUGACCCAUCAGGAUAUGUUCCCACUGCUGCCAAGGCUGCACACAUUCCUCUCCCUGUCUGGGCCUCACUUGGGGACUCUAUUCAACAGCAGCGGCCUCGUAAACAUGGGUAUGUGGUUCAUGCAGAAGUGGAAGAAGUCUGGCUCCCUGCUGCAGCUGUCAUUGAAGGACAGCACCGACCCCCGUGCCUCCUUCCUCUAUCAGCUCAGUCAGAAACCAGGUCUAGAAUUUUUCAAGCAUGUACUACUGGUCGGUUCGUCUCAGGACCGUUACGUCCCAUACCAUUCCUCUCGCAUAGAGAUGUGCAAAGCGGCUCAAAGGGACAGCACUGGACUAGGUUCAGUGUACGGUGAAAUGGUCGCCAACAUUCUUACGCCUAUCGUAAACAACCCGAAAUGCAAGCUCAUCCGUUACGACGUAUUCCACGCCCUGCCCAGCACUGCAAACACCAUCAUUGGUAGAGCCGCACAUAUUGCCGUCUUAGACUCGGAAAUCUUCAUCGAAAAAUUCCUUAUGGUGUGCGGACUUAAGUACUUCAAGUAGACACGUUUUUCAUAAGAAUUAAGUUAUUCUGGUUUAGCUUUUCUGUGGACCUCUGUACUGUCCAUAGUCAAGUUUUUUUUAUGAUUCAAGUUCUACAAAUAUGUAUAUUGUCGAAGGAAAAUUUUCAAAUGUGCUAAUUUUACGACUCUUAUCUUAGACUAAAGUGACUUAGUUCAAGUUUCUCUUACUGAACUCAGUUACUAGAAACAGACAGGUUUUUCUGUGGACCUUAGUGACAAAAACAGGCGUGUUUUUGUCUGUGGACUCAUGGACUUCAAAAAAUUACCAGUAUAUUUCGUGUUGACAUAAAUAUUUUAAAGAUCAUGUUUUGUAUGCGGACCUAAGUGCUACAAUCAACCAAGUUUUGUAUGUGGACAUAACUACUACAACCAACAAAGGUUUGUCUGUUGGCUCAAGUACUUCAAACAGCCAUGUCCUUGUAUGGAUUGGAUAUUUGAAAAGCAAAUGUUAUGUAUAUUCAAAUACUUGCAAUAGCCUUUUUUUCUAUUGACACUAUAACAGUUAAUAGACAAAUGUUUGGAAACGUGCACAAUAAAUAGCCUGUCUCUAGACUAGGAAUAAGCAUAUAACAGUAGAAUCUCAAUUGUCGUUUCUGUUCUGUAAUUAUUGUUUAUGUCAUUAUUUAUAUUCGUUGCUGUAUUACAUUUUGUAGUGAAAAUCAUAAAAUGGGCAUUUCAUUACUUCUUGAAUAAUUAAAUAUUGUUGUAAUACAAGUAAGUGAUUAUUUAUAUUUUUCAAACAUGAGCAUUUCAUGCUAGCUUUCAAGUAUCAUUUUAAUGCCUCAUUUGCUACAAAAUGAAAAAUGAAUUGUAAUUUAUAAACUUAAUGUCAAAGGUAUUGACAUGUAGAUUAAAUCAAUUUAAAAUUGCUAGAAUCAAGUUGUAUAGCCACAAGUACAUGUAUCAGUUUCUCAAAGUCUUAGAAUCUCAUAAAACGCUAAUAUGGCUCAAUAUCAAACUGGUUUGUGUUCUGUUAUCUGAGAAUUCUGUGGGGAGAAAUUUAAAUCUGUUCAAAAAUAGAAGUUUUAAAGUUGUAAUCUAACAUUUUCUCUCCGUUUUCUCUCUGUAUUAGAUACUUAAGAAGAGAGAUUUUCAUGCAAUUGAUUGCUUUGAAAGCCUGGCAUGAAGGCUGGUAAUUUAUCAAGUUACACUUGCUUGAUUGAAGUGAGCUAUAAAACUGGUAUAACAUUUUAUCAUCAACAUACUAGUUGCAGGGACCUUAUAGGUUUUUAACCAGGUUUUCCGAAGGAAAAAACUGGUUAUUAGAUUGGCGAAUGCGGGCGGGCUGGCUGGCUGGCUGGCUGGCGGAAUAAGCUUGUCCGGACCAUAACUAUGUCGUUCAUUGUCAGAUUUUAAAAUCAUUUGGCACAUUUGUUCACCAUCAUUGGACGGUGUGUCGCGCGAAAUAAUUACGUCGAUAUCUCCAAGGUCAAGGUCACACUUUGAGUUCAAAGGUCAAAAAUGGCCAUAAAUGAGCUUGUCCGAGCCAUAACUAUGUCGUUCAUCGUCAGAUUUUAAAAUCAUUUGGCACAUUUGUUCACCAUCAUUGGACGGUGUGUCGCGCGAAAUAAUUACGUCGAUAUCUCCAAGGUCAAGGUCACACUUUGAGUUCAAAGGUCAAAAAUGGCCAUAAAUGAGCUUGUCCUGGCCAUAACUAUGUCAUUCAUUGUGAGAUUUUAAAAUCAUUUGGCACAUUUGUUCACCAUCAUGGGACGGUGUGUCCCACGAAAGAAUCACGUCAAUAUCUCCAAUGUCAAGGUCGCCACGACUAAAAAUAGAUUUAAAAAAAAAAAAAAAUUACAAAGGGGGUUAAUUUUUUUUGGUCAUUUCAAAAGUU